Messenger RNA from Scomber scombrus (Atlantic mackerel), 2127 nucleotides. RefSeq names its product coiled-coil domain containing 187 (gene ccdc187). Bases 1 to 579 code for a protein of 192 amino acids. NCBI's taxonomy places the organism in Eukaryota, Metazoa, Chordata, Actinopteri, Scombriformes, Scombridae. The record is from RefSeq and is a predicted model, not a curated record. The transcript has 6 exons.
AUGGACGGAGUGGAAAUCGAAUCGGCCACAAAACCUAACUCUCAGCCCUCUCCACGUAGCUCUUACGCCAAUGGAGACUUCAGAGUAGCACAAGUGGCGCAGGAUGAGGAAAUUGCACGUUUUAUGCAGAAGCAAGAAAUCAAGUCAAAACGAAGAUCUCGUGAGUUGGAAGGGCCAGCCUCAUGGCGCGAGCACAAAGCGAUGAUCAAUCAUCAUGACAGAAGAGUGGCAAGAGAGAGACAGGUCCGAGAGCGACUUGACUCAGAAGGCCUUCCUUCCCCCACUGAGGACUGUUCCCCGGAGAAUCAGCCACCCAGCCCCACCUCCACAAUACUACAAUCCCAGCAGAUCAGGAACAUUGCGGAGGAGCUGGACCCGACCUUCCAGGCCAGGAGGCAAGGCACAGAAAACCUUCAAGUGGAACAAACAGGUCUAACCUGUCAGUCACUUCCCAUGUCGCAUUCUGGGUUACAUGACUUCUUUGAAGAGCCUACUUUCAUACCGCCCACAAAGCGUCAAACGGACAAAGUGGGACGCGCCAAACCCAAAGAAAAGAAGGAAAAUUGCAAGCAACAAUAAUCUUCAACACUGUGUCCUGCUGGAGUGCAAACAUACACAUUUUAUAACACUAAAUAUCAGUUCAGCUACAGUCCUCAUAACUUAGUACUUAUAGGUUGAAAAUGACAAGAAUUAACGUCUUUCUACCAGUCGCCUCUACUAGCACUUUAGACCAGUGGAACAAGAGAAAACAUUUAGAGAAGUUGCAUAUUAGAGUACUUGUCCAUCAGGUAUAUAAUGACAACACUUUGGACUGAUGCCUUUAUUAUUUUCAAAGGGAAUUCUGCGGUUUAUUGAGGUAUUGUUUGAAUUCUUCAGUGUUGAUGAGUGUUUAAUUUAAGCGGUAUACCUUUUUUUAUUAUGUUUGUAACAUUUAUCUGUCUGUAUUUAGUUAAGUUUACUGUCAGCAUCCAAAAUGUCAUGUUUGUUCAUAUUUGUUUAAAAACCUGCCAGAAUUUCUGCACACCUGGAGUUUUUCUUUUCAAAUUCUGCUUAAAAACUUGUUCUACAACAAAAAACACUAAAAGAACAUAACCAAGAUAACCAUUAGACAUUGCCGUAGUAUCAGUACAGCAUUGUCUAAAUGCGGAAUAACAUUAUGUUGCUUUUUUAUUUUAUUUUUGUAUGUACUCUGAAUUGUACUCAUACACUGCUUAGGUUGAGGGAGAUCAAUUCUAGUUAGGUGUUUUCUUGUAGACAGACUUUUAUAAAGCUGGGAAAGCUGCACUCAUGAAAAUCAUUGUGGCAAGAGUGUUAGGCUUUACUGUUUUUUGAUGUAGGCUACUGAUAUGUCAUCCACAGUUGUCAUGAACCCAUGUCGAAACAAAAAGAUUUCACAAGAACUUGUGAUAAACCUUGAACCCGAGUAACGUAUUUCAGUCAAGUUGCAUCCACAGUGUCUGCCAACUUUGUUUCAAAGCAGUUUGGCAGGACUACAGUCAUGUUUACAAUGCUACAAUGACAAUCAAAUUAACUUAUUUAAAUUACCAGGAAAUGAACAUCAUAUUUUUUGCUAAACUAAUUACAACAACAUUAAGUCAUAUCUUAAUUAAUAUAUAACCAACUUGGUGACAAUACAUUAUAUGAAACAAUGGUCCACUUACCAGCUUUUCAUAGCUUUCAACCGCAACUAAAGGUCAUUCACAUGCAACACCAAAGAACAUUUUGGAACAAGUCAUGUCUUAGUUAAGUCACAAGAUGGCAUCUGAUUCAGCUCCUUUCGCUGAGUGAAGACUAGUAAGUGGACCUUUUAAGCUUUGAUUAUUUUGUUACACACUAUUCAACUCUGUUCUUGUAUAUUUUGCUAGCUAGGUUUUCAUCAGUCCAGAGCCAAUUAUGAAAACCAGAUAACAUUAAUAAUACAGAACCUUUGCUCUAACUACAGGGGUUUCAUUAGAUUUUUACAGGCAUGUAACCAUUCAGUGGUUUCUGUUUUUAUGUAUGUUUAUAUUACUUUCAGGUUUAAAACCCUCCUUUUGUUGCGGUUGUUUUGUUUUUGUUUUUUACAAAUGUAAUAUGCCACUUUUUAGGUGGAUCACUAUGAAUGCAACUGUUCUGUAAAAAAGUGCU